Messenger RNA from Cryphonectria parasitica EP155, 876 nucleotides. RefSeq names its product NAD(P)-binding protein. Gene Ontology annotation, cellular component: intracellular anatomical structure. Gene Ontology annotation, molecular function: oxidoreductase activity, acting on NAD(P)H, oxygen as acceptor. The transcript is spliced from 4 exons. The record is from RefSeq and is a predicted model, not a curated record. The coding region runs from base 1 to 876 and encodes 291 amino acids. NCBI's taxonomy places the organism in Eukaryota, Fungi, Ascomycota, Sordariomycetes, Diaporthales, Cryphonectriaceae.
AUGGCUUCCCCGGAAGCCCUCGUCACAGGCAACGCCGUCCUCGAUCGAAACCCAGACGAGUUCCUUACACGCUCGGUACAAGACCUGCUCAGCCUUAAGGGACGCACCAUUGUCAUCACUGGUGGGGGCCGUGGGCUGGGACUAGCCUUUGCCUUUGCGAUCGCCGAGGUUGGAGGCAAUGUCGCUAUCCUCGACGUGCUUGACAAGCCGCACAAUCACUUCAAGAAACUAGAGUCCAAGUCUGAUAUCAAGGUCAAGCUUUACAAGAGCGAUGUGACAAACUUUGCGACCCUCCAGACCACAUUCGAUGAGAUCGUCAAGGACUUCGGGCGUAUUGACGGGCUUGUAACCGCCGCUGGCAUCUGCCCUGAUGAGCCCUUUAUCAAACGAUCCCCCGAGUCCGUGGCACGGUGCCUAAACAUCAACGUCCUGGGAACGUACUACGCCGCACAGCUGGCCGCAGCACAGAUGGCAAAGCAGGAGCCGACCGACUUCAACCCGCGUGGCGGCUCGAUCGUGUUCAUCGCCUCUAUCGCCGCCCACGUCGCCAGCAAGGGCCAGACGACAAGCGACUACUGCGCCAGCAAGGGCGCCGUCGUCUCGCUGGCCAAGGCGCUGGGUGUGGAACUGGCAGGCAUGGGCAUCCGCGUCAACUCCAUCUCGCCUGGGUAUAUGUUGACGGACAUGACGAUCGAGCUCUGUGAUCGUUAUCCUUGGCUGGCAGAGAUUAUGACCACUGAGCCGCCGAUGCGCCGGAUAGGGGACCGGACAGACCUCAAGGUGCCCGUGGUGUACCUCUUGUCGGAUGCAAGCGCAUACCACACUUCGGAUGAUAUAUUGAUAACGGGUGGCAUUCACGCGGGCAGAUUGCUGUGA